CUCCUUCAAUCAUUUAGUCCCUGUUUGUGUCCCCAUUAUGCCUUUGGUUUUUUUAAUUUCUGGUGAUUUUUAAGGUUAAAAGCGAAGUGGGUCUAAAGCUAUUUGCUUCUUUUAAGUUCAGUUGUACUACAAGUGGGAAAGCAAAAGAACAAGCUUGUUUGUAGACGAGGUUAAGGCGUACUCGGUCGGUCCGAUCUCGGUUUAAUGGCUGCAGCUGCUGCGAUUCCCAUAUCUCGACAACCAUCGAAUUAUGAUGAGAUUUCUAUGCAGCAGAGCUUGUUGUUCUCUGAUAGUCUUAAGGAUUUGAAAAAUCUGAGAUCACAGCUCUACACAGCAGCUGAGUAUUUUGAACUUUCCUACACCAAUGAUGACCAAAAACAGAUAGUGGUAGAAACAUUGAAAGAUUAUACCAUCAAAGCACUUGUGAAUACUAUAGACCAUUUGGGUUCUGUGACAUACAAGGUUAACGAUCUUUUAGACGAAAAAGUCGAAGAGGUUUCAGGAACUGAGCUCCGAGUCUCUUGUAUUGAACAGAGACUACGAACAUGCCACGAGUAUAUUGAUCAUGAAGGGAUUUCACAACAGUCAUCGGUGAUUAAUACGCCAAAGUACAAUAAACGAUACAUCUUGCCAGUCGGGGAGACCAUGCAUGGUGCAAACCUUACAAAGUCGAAAUACGUAGGAUGUAGCCUAGACGACGAAGAUGACUGGCAUCAGUUCAAGAAUGCCGUUCAAGCUACGAUUCGAGAAACACCAACAUCUUCAGUCCGGGAAACUCCGACAUCAUCGGCCAGUUUCAGAAAAGGGCGAUCUCUGCCACCUUCUCCAUGGCCUCCGCAACGAUCUUCAACCUUUUCUUUUACUUCCACGGUCCCGAAAAAAGAACUAGAGAAGCGAACGGUAUCACCGCAUCGAUUCCCACUUUUACGUACGGGAUCAAUGAGCAGGCCUACGACCCCAAAUAAGAGCCGCCCGACUACUCCAAAUUCAGCUGGUGCAAGGCGGCGGUAUCCCUCGGAGCCCCGGAAAUCAGCUUCGAUGAGACUUCAAACAGAGAAAGACAUCGAACAAGUUCCGAGCAAAAGUAAAAGACUGCUGAAAGCAUUGCUUAGUCGUCGGAAAUCGAAGAAAGAUGAGAUGUUAUAUACUUAUUUAGAUGAAUACUGAGAAACAAACGAACAAACAAACCACAUAUGGAUGAUAGGUCGCCAAAAAAAUGGCCAAAUGAUAAGAGGUUUUUCUUUUUCUUUCAGUUUUCAUUUACGUUUUUCUAUUUUUCAUUUUUAUUUUUGGGUUUUUUUUCCCUAUAAAUGUAUUCCACAAUGUAUCGAUGUUACUAUCAUAUUUCAGCCUACGAGCUAUGUAUAAUUUUUUUUAUUUCACAGUUUUCCUGCAAAAUGCAAUGAUGUAUGUUGUUUGUUGACAUUGGUGGAGCAUCUAUUUGAAGUUUGUAUGAAAGGGAUGAUGUAACUUUUUUACAAUUA
Molecule: messenger RNA, 1484 nt
Organism: Gossypium raimondii (Peruvian cotton)
Lineage: Eukaryota; Viridiplantae; Streptophyta; Magnoliopsida; Malvales; Malvaceae
Product: protein ABIL2
Exons: 10
Coding region: 205-1167 (320 amino acids)
Source: RefSeq, a predicted model, not a curated record